CUCUCUCUCUCCAUUGAUUUAUUUUUUUCCUUCGCAAACCCUCCGGAGGCUCUCUCUCCCUCGCUCCCUCUUUCUUUCGGUUAAUUUCCUUCUUUGGGGAAGCUUGCUGGUGCAAUCAUGGCUGCCGACCUCAGUCUAAACAGAGCGGGACAACCCGAGCCACGGUCCGGUAACACGCAGUGGCUCUGGAACGUGCACAGGCCCGCAGACGACCUUGACGACUCAUGGGAAGCUCGCGCCUUUGCAGAGGACGCGGGGAACAUCCUGGGCGCGACGUGGCCACCUCGCUCCUACACUUGCACCUUCUGCCGGAGAGAAUUCCGGUCGGCACAGGCCCUCGGCGGUCACAUGAACGUCCACCGCCGGGACCGCGCGCGACUCCGCCAGCUUUCUCCGGCUUCCUCGCCCGUCGCUGUACCCGAGCCCGCUCCGCCUUCGCUCCUCUUCUCCCAACCGGAGCUCGCCACCUCCGGACCCGGGGGUCUGUGCAUGAUGUAUGCCUUUCCCGGCGCCGGCGGUCGGGCAUCGCCGGCAUUCUUCGGACCGGGAAUAGCAGAAUGCGCGGACUCGCCGUCGCCACUUCUCCCAGUUUCUCACUACCCACCUGGCAACCCACCUCCCUCGUCGGUGCAAUUCCCUCCGUCGUCCCUCCCCUUCCCCAACAGCCAAAUCGGAUUUUCCGACCUAGCUGCAAUAAUGGCGGACCGCACACCGAAGUACGGGAGCUCGGCCUUCAAUAUUGAAGAACUCGAUCUUGAGCUCCGCCUUGGUCAUAAACCGUAGCAGCAGUUCUUUUACUACUGCAUUGGAAACCAGAAUUCUUCUCUGUUUUUGCACUGACACUGUAACUCUAAAUCGAGUUGUUACAAAUUCUGCCGCAUCUGUAUGAUUCCAACCCAUUCCGGCAUGAUUUCUGUGAAUGCUUAGCAGAUGACUGAAACCUGCUGCCGGAAUCCGGCCAGUCACAAUCCUUAGGUUGGUACUCUAAAUUUUGAUUAUAUAUAUAUUCGAUUUUAUGAACUUUCAUAAA
Molecule: messenger RNA, 1030 nt
Organism: Nymphaea colorata (pocket water lily)
Lineage: Eukaryota; Viridiplantae; Streptophyta; Magnoliopsida; Nymphaeales; Nymphaeaceae
Product: transcriptional regulator SUPERMAN-like
Exons: 1
Coding region: 118-783 (221 amino acids)
Source: RefSeq, a predicted model, not a curated record